This is a messenger RNA of Vombatus ursinus (common wombat), 1827 nucleotides long. Its product is annotated as potassium-transporting ATPase alpha chain 2-like. Gene Ontology annotation, cellular component: membrane. Gene Ontology annotation, biological process: intracellular sodium ion homeostasis; sodium ion export across plasma membrane; proton transmembrane transport. The record is from RefSeq and is a predicted model, not a curated record. Gene Ontology annotation, molecular function: P-type sodium:potassium-exchanging transporter activity; ATP binding; ATP hydrolysis activity. NCBI's taxonomy places the organism in Eukaryota, Metazoa, Chordata, Mammalia, Diprotodontia, Vombatidae. The transcript has 13 exons.
AUGGCACGUGGUCAUCACAGUGAUGAGCUUGGGCCCCUGAACAAGCUCAGGGCAAAGGAUGACCACAAACUCAGCACUAAGGAAUUAGAAGACAAGUAUGGAAUAAACAUCGUCCAAGGUCUCACUAGCACAAGAGUUGCAGAAUUCUUGGCUCAAGAUGGCCCCAAUGUCCUUACUCCACCCAAAGAAACUCCAGAAAUCAUCAAAUUCCUCAAACAAAUGGUGGGUGGAUUCUCCAGCCUUUUGUGGGCAGGAGCUAUCCUGUGUUUCAUUGUAUAUCUGAUUGAGUUUUCAGAGGACAAGUCUGCUUCCAUGGACAACGUCUAUUUAGGUGUUGUGCUCAUCGUGGUGGUCAUCCUCACUGGGAUCUUUACUUAUUACCAAGAGGCAAAGAGCACCAACAUCAUUGCCAGUUUCACUAAAAUGAUUCCUCGGAAAGCUUUUGUCAUCAGAGAUGGAGAAAAGAGGGAGAUCCCUGCAGAGCAGCUGGUUGUAGGAGAUAUUGUAGAGAUUAAGGGUAGAGACCAGAUUCCUGCCGAUAUCAGGAUCUUGGCCUCACAGGGAUGUAAGGUAAAUAAUUCAUCUCUUACUGGGGAAUCAGAACCUCAGUCUUGUUCUUGUGAUCUUACUCAUGAAAAUCCCUUGGAGACGAAGAACAUUGGCUUUUACUCUACAACCUGCCUGGAAGGCAUAGCAACUGGAAUGGUCAUCAGCACAGGUGACCGCACCAUCAUUGGAAGAAUUGCUUCACUGGCUUCAUCUGUUGGGCAUGAGAAGACACCAAUUGCCAUUGAAAUUAAGCACUUUGUCCAUACUCUAGUAGGGGUAGCAAUUUCUAUUGGUAUCAUGUUCUUCAUCAUUUCAAUAUGCAUGAAACAGUGGGUCCUAGAUGCUGUCAUCUUCCUCAUUGGUAUCAUUUUGGCCAAUGUACCAGAGGGUCUGGUGGCUGCUGUCACAGUGACUCUGUCCCUGACAGCAAAACAGAUGGUCAAGAAGAACAGUCUGCUGAAGAACCUGAAAGCAGUGGAAACUCUGGGCUCCACCUCCAUCAUCUGCUCUGACAAGAUUGGGACCUUAACACAAAACAGAAUGACUGUGGCCCAUCUGUGGUUUGACAACCAAGUUUAUCAGGCUGAUACAAGUGAAGAUCAGAAAGACCAGAUAUUUGACCAAAGUUCUGCAACCUGGGCCUCCUUAUCCAAGAUUGUAACACUGUGCAAGCGAGCUGAGUUUGCACCAAGACAGGAAAGUGUCCCCAUCAUGAAGAAAGUAGUGAUGGGAGAUGCUUCAGAAGGGGCCCUCCUGAAGUUCUCAUAAGUCAUCAUGGGUGAUGUGAUAGAAAGAAGAAAAAGAAACAGAAAAGUGACCUAAAUCCCUUCUAACUCCUUCAACAAAUUCCAGCUGUCCAUUCAUGAGACAGAAGACCCCGAUGACAAGCGCUUCCUCUUGGUGAUGAAAGGAGCCCCCUAGAGGAUCCUGGAGAAAUGCAGUACCAUCAUGAUCCAUGGCCAGGAGCAACCUCUUGAUGAAAGCACAGCAGCGGCCUUCCAGACGGCAUACAUGGAGCUGGGGGGCUUAGGGGAGAGAGUGCUGGGUGUUGGUGGUCACAAGGAAGAUGGGCUCCUUUUCCACAGUGAUUGCUCUCCUCAAAUAUGGCAGCAGGGAUCCAGGUUAGACCUCCAGCUGGGGAUCAGUGACCUCUGUUCUCAUAAUUGCAGCCUCAUCUCACAUGUGCAGCCUUGUAAGCGCUCGUUAGCAGAAGCAGCUCAAGUGAAUUUAAUAAAGCGAAGAGCCCUAGUACGACUAAUUUCCUUCCGCUUCCAGUGA